AUGAUGCGACCACCAAUUAUUCUUCUCAAAGAAGGGACUGAGAAUAAGCAAGGAAAACAACAAAUAAUUUCCAACAUCAAUGCUUGUCAGGUCGUAGCCGACAGUAUUCGCACUACUUUGGGUCCGAGAGGUUUGGAUAAACUGAUCGUCGACAGCAAAGGUAAAACAACGAUUUCCAAUGAUGGCGCGACCAUUCUUAAACUCUUGGAUAUCGUCUUUCCGGCUGCCAAUGUAAUGGUCGACAUUGCGAAAUCCCAAGAUGCUGAAGUGGGCGAUGGAACCACAUCAGUUGUUGUGCUAGCCGCAGAAAUCCUUAAACGGAUGAAGCCUUUUAUUGAGGACGGGGUUCAUCCUCAGUUGCUUAUUCGUGCAAUAACAAAAGCAAGUGAAGAGGCUCUGGAUCAUUUGUCCAAGUUGGCCAUUAAAAUCGAAGGUGAAAAGGAAUUGCGAGAAAUGCUGGUCAAGUGCGCCAUGACCACACUUAGUAGCAAGCUUGUGAGUCAAGAGCGUGAGUUUUUCGCUGAAAUGGUUGUGGAUGCAGUGAAUAUCCUUGACGAAUCCUUACCACUAAAUAUGAUUGGAAUCAAGAAAGUUAGCGGUGGAAAUUUGAAUGAGUCUCGCCUCGUUAGAGGAGUCGCCUUCCAGAAAGCGUUCAGCUAUGCAGGAUUUGAGAUGCAGCCAAAACAUUACAAAGAUCCCCUUGUUGCUCUGCUCAACAUUGAGCUGGAGCUAAAGGCAGAAAAGGACAACGCAGAAAUGCGUCUUACGACGGUCGAGGAUUUCCAGGCUGUAAGUAUUCAGCAGAAAUCUCACCAUGAUCUAGAAAAAAAAACAGUGAAAGAUACUGGA
Messenger RNA from Ostertagia ostertagi, 849 nucleotides. The record is from the annotation of a GenBank genome assembly. NCBI's taxonomy places the organism in Eukaryota, Metazoa, Nematoda, Chromadorea, Rhabditida, Trichostrongylidae.